GCUGUGAACUGUGGAGUAGAGGCUUUCUUCCACCUUUUUACUAACACAGUUACACACAUUCACUCUGAUACUCUCUUUCUCUGCAACUUUUUUGUGUUUCUUCUCUAAUGGCUCUCUGUGCACUCUCAUUCCCUCUCCAUUUGAGAAAAGUAACACCUUCUGAUGCUACAAGAUCAACUCCUCUUCGUUCUCACUCUCAUUGGGGUGCAGAUCUGCUAUGCUUAUCCCAACGCAGGCUCAGCCAGGUGAGGAAAAGGCCAAAUGGGAUUUGUGCAUCGCUAUCAGAGACGGCGGGAGAGUAUCAUUCUCAGAAACCACCAACUCCACUACUGGACACAAUUAACUAUCCAAUUCACAUGAAGAAUCUCACUACCAAGGAACUGAAACAACUAGCGGAUGAGCUGCGUUCUGAUGUGAUUUUCCAUGUUUCUAAAACUGGGGGUCAUUUAGGAUCAAGCCUUGGUGUCGUGGAACUCACUGUUGCCCUCCACUAUGUUUUUAAUGCUCCUAAAGAUAGAAUCUUGUGGGAUGUUGGUCAUCAGUCUUAUCCGCAUAAAAUUCUCACUGGUAGAAGGGAUAAGAUGCCUACCAUAAGACAGACAAAUGGAUUAUCUGGGUUUACAAAACGCUCUGAGAGUGAAUUUGAUUGUUUUGGAACUGGUCACAGCUCUACAACAAUGUCAGCAGGACUCGGAAUGGCUGUUGGGAGGGAUCUGAAGGGAGAAAGGAAUAACGUAGUUGCUGUCAUUGGUGAUGGUGCCAUGACCGCUGGUCAAGCUUAUGAAGCCAUGAACAACGCUGGAUAUCUUGAUUCUGACAUGAUUGUUAUUCUUAAUGACAACAAACAGGUUUCUCUACCAACUGCAACUCUUGAUGGUCCCAUACCACCUGUAGGUGCUUUAAGUAGUGCUCUCAGUAGGUUACAAUCAAACAGACCUCUUAGAGAACUGAGAGAGGUUGCCAAGGGAGUCACUAAACAAAUUGGUGGCCCAAUGCAUGAGUUGGCUGCAAAGGUUGAUGAAUAUGCUCGUGGCAUGAUCAGCGGUUCUGGAUCAACACUUUUUGAAGAGCUUGGACUUUACUAUAUUGGUCCUGUUGACGGUCAUAACAUCUAUGAUCUUGUUGCCAUUCUCAAAGAAGUUAAAAGCACUAAGACAACUGGUCCUGUACUGAUUCAUGUUGUCACAGAAAAAGGCCGCGGAUACCCAUAUGCAGAAAGAGCAGCAGACAAGUACCAUGGAGUUGCCAAGUUUGAUCCAGCAACUGGAAAACAAUUCAAGGCCACAGCUGCUACCAAGUCAUACUCAAGUUACUUCGCGGAUGCAUUGAUUGCAGAAGCUGAAGCUGACAAAGGCAUUGUUGGAAUUCAUGCUGCAAUGGGAGGUGGAACUGGUAUGAAUGCCUUCCUUCGUCGUUUCCCAACUAGAUGCUUUGAUGUGGGGAUAGCAGAACAACAUGCAGUUACAUUUGCUGCGGGUCUGGCUUGUGAGGGCCUUAAGCCUUUUUGUGCUAUUUACUCAUCAUUCAUGCAGAGAGCUUAUGACCAGGUGGUGCAUGACGUGGAUUUGCAGAAAUUGCCUGUAAGAUUUGCGAUGGACAGAGCAGGAUUAGUUGGAGCAGAUGGUCCCACACACUCUGGUUCAUUUGAUGUUAAUUUUAUGGCAUGCCUCCCUAACAUGGUGGUGAUGGCUCCUUCUGAUGAAGCCGAGCUUUUUCACAUGGUUGCCACUGCUGCUGCCAUUGAUGAUAGACCAAGUUGUUUACGAUUUCCAAGGGGAAAUGGUGUUGGUGUGGAACUACCACCAGGGAAUAAAGGCACUCCUCUUGAGAUUGGGAAAGGUAGGAUAUUGAUUGAAGGGGAAAGAGUGGCCCUGUUGGGAUAUGGAGCAGCUGUUCAGAACUGUGCGGCUGCUGCUUCCUUGUUGGAACAUCAUGGCUUGCAUGCAACUGUGGCCGAUGCACGAUUCUGCAAGCCAUUGGACCGUUCCCUUAUUCGCAGCCUUGCAAAUUCACAUGAGGUUUUGAUCACUGUAGAAGAAGGAUCAAUAGGAGGAUUUGGUUCACAUGUUGCUCAGUUCAUGGCCCUUGAUGGCCUUCUUGAUGGAAAACUGAAGUGGAGGCCAAUGGUUCUUCCUGAUUGUUACAUUGACCAUGGAUCACCUGCUGACCAAUUGUUUCAAGCUGGUCUUACACCAUCUCACAUAGCAGCAACAGUUUUCAAUUUACUUGGACAAACCAGAGAAGCACUGGAGGUCAUGUCAUAAAAGAGAUGCUAUGGGGUUCAGUUUUUCAUUCCCCCGCUAUGUACAAAGCAUCAUGAUUCACCCAGUAUAAUACAAAGAUGUUUGUAUAUAAAUAAUAUAAGUGCAAGUUGCAGUUGUCAAAUAAAUGAUGGUGCCAAUUAAUUUGCUAGAAUCU
This is a messenger RNA of Abrus precatorius (Indian licorice), 2418 nucleotides long. RefSeq names its product probable 1-deoxy-D-xylulose-5-phosphate synthase, chloroplastic. Gene Ontology annotation, molecular function: 1-deoxy-D-xylulose-5-phosphate synthase activity. Gene Ontology annotation, cellular component: chloroplast. The transcript has 10 exons. NCBI's taxonomy places the organism in Eukaryota, Viridiplantae, Streptophyta, Magnoliopsida, Fabales, Fabaceae. Bases 108 to 2264 code for a protein of 718 amino acids. The record is from RefSeq and is a predicted model, not a curated record. Gene Ontology annotation, biological process: chlorophyll biosynthetic process; terpenoid biosynthetic process.